Camellia sinensis is the source of this 2543-nucleotide messenger RNA. Its product is annotated as putative wall-associated receptor kinase-like 16. The record is from RefSeq and is a predicted model, not a curated record. Gene Ontology annotation, biological process: cell surface receptor signaling pathway; protein phosphorylation. Gene Ontology annotation, cellular component: plasma membrane. NCBI's taxonomy places the organism in Eukaryota, Viridiplantae, Streptophyta, Magnoliopsida, Ericales, Theaceae. Gene Ontology annotation, molecular function: ATP binding; polysaccharide binding; calcium ion binding.
AUUGUGGCAAGGUAUCUUAUUCAGCAUGGCUAGCUUUUUUCACACUAGAUUAUAAUAUAGAUUGGAGGACCCUGUCUCUCUUGAGCUCAUUGUUUACUCACCUUUCAAUCUUGUUCCCUUUAAAAGACCAACCAAUUCAAUUAGUUAGAGAACAAGAAAUCUAUGGAUUUUCAUGGAUUUCUCUUUCAACUCACAGUGGUUGGAGCAAUAUUAGCACCAGUAGCAUCUCUGUCAAAGCCAGAUUGCUCAGGUAGCUGUGGCAACCUUAACAUCCCCUUUCCAUUUGGCACGAGCCCCGACUGUUACCUUGAUGAUUCGUUUCUCAUCACUUGCAACAGCACAGAUUACAAUCCUCCCAAACCGUUCUUAUGGCAAAGUAAUCUGGAAGUACUUAACUUAUCGCUUGAUGGCCUCAUGAGUGUUUCAUCCUUUGUGGCACGAGACUGUUUCAACAAGUCUGGUGCUAUUAUCGAUGUCACAGCAAGUCUCACAUUGCCAAAUUUUUUCAUCUCCAGUACACAUAACAAGUUCGUAGCUGUUGGCUGCGACACAGUUGCAGUGGUGGAGGGUUCCAGAGGACAGAACUAUGCUACUGCAUGUGUAUCGCUAUGUAAUGGUUUGGAUAGUGUAGAAAAUGGAACUUGUUCUGGUAUUGGGUGUUGCAAGAACUCCAUACCAAAGGAAGCAAGAGAUUUUGCAGUCUCUGUAGGCAGCUUAAAAAACCAUUCCCAGGUAUUGGACUUCAAUCCGUGUGGUUAUGCUUUUGUAGUUGAAGAAGAUGCUUUCAACUUUUCAACUUUAGAUCUCAAGGAUUUACAAAGCAGAGAGACCGUCCCUGUCGUGCUAGAUUGGGCAGUAGGAAAUCAGACAUGCCAAGAAGCUUUAGCAAACAUAUCAAGCUAUGCUUGUAAAGCGAUGAAUAGUGAAUGUUACAAUGCGAGCAAUGGCCCGGGUUAUCUUUGUAGAUGCUCAUUAGGUUAUCAAGGGAAUCCUUACGUCAUUGAUGGUUGCCAAGAUAUCAAUGAAUGUGAAGUUUCACAACCCUGCAAAGGUACAUGCAUGAAUUUACCGGGAAGUUUCUCAUGUUCUUGCCCAAAGGAUUACGAAGGUGAUGGAAUGAAAAAUGGAACAGGUUGUCAUCAUAACCCUCAGACCAGAGGAUCUACCGUACUUGCUGUUGGUCUCGGUUUAAGCUUGGGACUUUUAUCUUUAUUUCUGGGGAGUUCUUGGAUAUAUUGGAUUCUCAGGAAAAGAAAGCACAUGAAGCUCAGAGAAAAAUUCUUUCAACAAAAUGGUGGCUUAAUGUUACAACAACAGCUCUCAAAACACGAAAGGUCAGUCGAAACAGCAACCAUCUUUACCGCAGAAGAUCUCAAGAAGGCUACAAACAACUACGAUGAAAGUGAAGUCAUAGGUCGAGGAGGCUUUGGAACAGUAUACAGAGGAGUAUUACCAGAUCACAGAGUUGUUGCCAUUAAGAAAUCCAAAAUAAGUGAUCAAAACCAGAUUGAUCAGUUCAUUAAUGAAGUGAUUGUCCUUGCACAAAUCAACCAUAGAAAUGUGGUGAAGCUGUUGGGCUGUUGUUUGGAAACAGAAGUCCCUUUACUAGUCUAUGAAUUCAUCACAAAUGGAACACUCUCCGAACAUAUUCAUGAUGACAGCCGUGCAUCCUUUCUUACGUGGGAAAUGCGCCUGAAGAUAGCAGCUGAAACUGCCGGAGCACUAGCAUACUUGCACUCUGCUACUUCUACCCCAAUAAUCCAUAGGGACAUUAAAACUACAAACCUUCUAUUAGAUGAUAACUACACUGCAAAAGUGGCUGACUUUGGAGCUUCAAGAUUAGUCCCCUUGGACCACUCUCAACUGGCUACAUUGGUGCAAGGGACAUUUGGAUACUUGGACCCUGAAUAUUUCCAUUCAAGCCAAUUGACUGAGAAGAGUGAUGUUUAUAGCUUUGGAGUUGUCCUUGCAGAGCUACUGACCGGAAAAAAAGCACUUUCUUUCGACAGGCCUGAGAAAGAUAGAAACCUGGCAACAUAUUUCAUUUCAGCGAUGAAAGAGGAUCGCCUUUUUCACAUUCUCGAGCGUAGAAUUGUGAAUGAGGGAAAAUUAGAACAGAUCAAGGAAGUGGCUAAGCUUGCAAAGAGGUGCUUAAGAGUAAAAGCAGAGGAAAGGCCUAGUAUGAAGGAAGCAGCAAUGGAACUAGAUGGUAUGAGAAUAAAGAAGCAGCCUCCAUGGGAAGGUGUAGAUUUGUAUCCUGAAGAGAUUAAGCAGUUGCUGAAUCAAAAUGAAGCUUCAGAUGGUUACUAUGGUGGCUUUGGUGGUGGCAAUGCUGGUAGUAGUACUAGUGCCGGGUAUGAUAGCAUGAGGGACCAAAUGUCUGUGGCAUUAGAUGGUGGACGCUAGUCAUUAAUGUGUAAACUUUGUUUCAAAAUAGACCACCGUUUUGUACCAAUUUUUUUGUAACUUCAACAGAAAACAGGAUACGGAAGCAUUUGGUGCCGUAUACGGUACCAUUUUUAAUAUAUUUCAUUUUCUCCAUA